Messenger RNA from Scleropages formosus (Asian bonytongue), 1990 nucleotides. RefSeq names its product growth hormone regulated TBC protein 1a (gene grtp1a). Gene Ontology annotation, biological process: regulation of GTPase activity. The transcript has 8 exons. The record is from RefSeq and is a predicted model, not a curated record. NCBI's taxonomy places the organism in Eukaryota, Metazoa, Chordata, Actinopteri, Osteoglossiformes, Osteoglossidae. Gene Ontology annotation, molecular function: GTPase activator activity; small GTPase binding. Bases 742 to 1806 code for a protein of 354 amino acids.
CGUACUGCACGGCAGAGCGACGCACACGCACACAAGCGCGCGCUCGCGUAGAUUCAGGUGGCGAACGCUGAACUCGUCCGGCGGGGCGGGCAGACAUGUUGAUGAUCCCGCCUCCGCUCCAAUGGACUGGAGCCGAACGCCUUUCAGUGACUUUGUGAACGGCUAAGUGUGUGGCCGAAGACUGGCGCGCGGAGUGCGCUCUGUCCCGCUGCAACAAAGGAGAAUAAGGGAAGCGGAGCUGUGCACGUGCGCUACCGCUGGAAGAAGUUUUAGAAGCCGCCGGGUUCCAGGGUGGGGGGGAAGUGGGUGCUUUGGAAAGGCGGGAGGACAGGUGAACAGCGGGGUCUCUCGCUUCCAUUGGGACCAGAAGGUUAAGGGGCCCCUAUUCUGUGUUCACUGUGAGACGCUGGAGCUCCUACGGGGUACCGGGGGACCACUGUUUCUCGGCUGACGAGCUGCUGCUGUCCCAACCCCUCGGUGCGGGACACGACACAAGUCAAGUGUGUCCUCCAGUCCAGAGCUAUGAACUCAGGAGCGCCAUCCAGGAGCCGCGAUUCGGAUUUACUGCCGUAGUAGCAGCAGCGUGGGGCUCGCAGCUCCGCGCGGACACACACAGCCUGCAAGUUGCGAGAGGCAGGCGGCCGGCCGGGCAGAGACAGACUGUGCUUUCGUUUCGCAUCGCUUUAAAAAGCGACUUACUAUUAUACGGUGUCUGUGGCGCUGCACGAGCUGCGCGCCGCAAUGGAGAGCCGGGCGAACGGCGCGCGCACAGCCCGACAGCGCGCGCACACGGACAGCGGGGCGAAAGAGCGCGUUCCCAGGGUGGAUCCGUAUGGAUUCGAAAGGUCCGAAGACUUCGACUACGAGUCGUAUGAGGAGUUGAUGUCCGAAUACCUGGUUGUACUAACCAGGAGGUCCAUCAAGUGGUCCAAACUCCUACAGAGGAGUAACAAAGUACAGAAGAACCUUAAAGUGAAGCGGUACGUGCGGAAGGGAGUACCCAACGAGCACCGAGCCCUCAUCUGGAUGGUGGCAAGUGGGGCACAGGAACAGAUGGAAAAGAACCAGGGCUAUUACCACACGCUUCUGGCUGGAGAGCAUGACCCCAAGCUGGUGGAGGUCAUUCACACAGACUUGCACAGGACCUUCCCUGACAACGUCCAGUUUCGUAAGUCUUCGGACCCCUGCCUCCAGAAAGCCCUCUUCGACGUGUUGGUGGCUUAUGGCCACCAUAACAAGGCUGUAGGAUAUUGUCAGGGUAUGAACUUCAUUGCUGGGUACCUUAUUAUCAUCACUAAAGAUGAGGAGAAGUCGUUUUGGUUGCUGGAUGCACUCCUGGGCAGGAUUCUACCUGACUAUUAUACUCCAGCUAUGGUGGGAUUGAAGACAGACCAGGAAGUUCUGGGAGAGCUGGUGCGAGUGAAGGUCCCAGCUGUGUGGCAGGCCAUGAUGGAACACGGCGUCAUGUGGACUCUCGUGGUGUCUCGUUGGUUCAUAUGCCUGUUCAUUGACAUCCUGCCCGUGGAGACAGUGCUGCGGAUAUGGGACUGCCUCUUUUACGAGGGUUCCAAGAUCAUCUUCCGGGUAGCACUCACCCUCAUCAAGCACAAUCAGGCCCUCAUCCUCCAGGCACGCAGCUUCCCUGACAUCUGUGAUCGCUUCAAGCAGAUCACCAAGGGACAACUUGUGGAGGAUUGCCACACCUUUAUGCAAAAAAUAUUUGCUGAACCAGGAAGCCUUUCCAAGGCAACCGUCAACAAGCUGCGAGAGACGUGCCGGGCACGAAUAUUAGCUCAAGAACCUUGACUGUCUGCAUUCAAGCUAGACCAGCUGCUGACCUCUCUGACACAUUCCAAAUCAAGACUUGCACUAAAUAUGAAGAUACACCAGUAUCUCUGAUUCCUAGAGUCCAGGCGAAAUUGCAUACUGGAAGGCCGAUAUGUACUACGUAUGCAGAGCCUCAUCACGGACAGAUUUUUUUUGUGCUUUG